Molecule: messenger RNA, 2706 nt
Organism: Homalodisca vitripennis (glassy-winged sharpshooter)
Lineage: Eukaryota; Metazoa; Arthropoda; Insecta; Hemiptera; Cicadellidae
Exons: 3
Coding region: 1-2706 (901 amino acids)
Molecular function (GO): catalytic activity; nucleic acid binding; zinc ion binding
Source: RefSeq, a predicted model, not a curated record
AUGGACUGUCAAACUACAUACAGGAGUAAUGGAAAGGAGAAGGAGCAAGCCGCUUUCAAGCGCAGUUCAAUUAUGCAAAGGUCUCCGACCUUGACGACUGGGACGCCGACGAGGAGACUUAAAACCUCCCCUCCGCCGGUGCCGUUCAAGGCUGUUAGUGACACCGGAUCGUCGUCCGGAUCCGGAAAGAGGAAAGAAGAGGUCGAUCUGGCGAUGGAGGUGACCAACCCGGAAACACCUCAAGGAAUUCCUCCCAGCAACAGCUCUCUUCGUGCGGCAUUCGGUCUGCAAAUGCUUCAGCAGCAGCAUGACGAUGCCAGCGAAGAGGAGGACCUGUCACUGAAAAAAAUGAAAGCUCUUUUGAAGGAGAUGGCCAAGGCUCUCCUUACUCAGAGGAACGUGAACAAGGCGAUUAAGGAUGGAAUUCCGAAACUCGAUGAUUUCCUUGGUGAAAUCGAGGAAUGCCGGAAGAUCAGGCUGAAGGCGGUGAAGCAGGAGCGCGACAUCAUGAACCGUGUCAUAUCUGAUUCACCUCAAGCUCAAGCUUAUCUGGCUGAGUCUCAGACCCAAGCCAGAAAGCGAGUAAAGCGGCAGAGAGGUUCUUCGCCGGGAAGCCCUGAGCUUAGGGAAUUGGAUCCAGCGCCGAAUCCAGUCUUCUUCUCUGCUUCCACACAGACUGAGGACGUUCCGGCUGCUGAUUUAGUUCCUGCUCCGGUAGGGGUUCCUGCACCAGCAGCUGCUCUAAUCCCAGCGUCAAUCCCAUCGACAUCUCUCAACUCGCAGGGGCCCGCUCCGCAAACACCUUUGGGGAACUGGGAGAGACGCCUGUCAAAAAAGGAGAGGAGACAGCUAAAGCGCGCCGAGGCUGCCUCAAAAAAGACGCCUGCAAAAGGGAAGAAGAAAGUCCAAGUCUCUGAACUGGUUAAGGAGACCCCUAGCAAAACUUCCAGGAAGCCUUCACGACCCAGGCUCAAGAAGCCUAGGCCUGAGGCGAUUUUGAUCAAACCCUUAGGGGGGCAAUCUUUCGCCGAUGUCCUAGGACAGAUUAAAACCCAGGCGAAACCGGAAGAGACGGAGACUACAAUCAAGUCCAUCCGACGAACCCAGAACGGGGAUGUUCUCCUCGAACUGGGAAAAUCGAGGGACAAGGACGGUUUUGCUGCUUCCCUCAAAACCGCUCUUGGUGACAAAGGCUCUAUUCGAACCCUUCAACCGAGAUGUUCAGUGGAGAUCCGAGACCUAGACGCUCUAUCUACAGAGGACGAGGUGAUCAAAGCGUUAAAGAAGGCGCUUCCAGAACUACCGGGAGAAGCGGGAGGUCUCAAGGUCUGGUUGACAAAACCAAAUCGGAGCCAGCAGCGUAUGGCAAUUGCUGAAUUGGGCGAAAAGCACGCUAAUAAGCUGCUUAGCCUCCAGCACCUGAGAGUCGGAUGGGUGAGUUGCAGGCUCAAACAAAGGGUCAUCGUGCAAAGAUGCUACCGGUGCCUAGCGUUCGGUCACUCUUCCCGUACCUGCAGAGGGCCCGACCGAAGUUUCAACUGCCUCCGGUGCGGAGACCAAGGCCACAAGAAGAAAGACUGCACCUCGAGCCUCUCCUGUUUCCUCUGUAAGGAGACAGGUUCUGCUGGGAAUGCUCUUGGUCACUUACCUGGUUCUGGCAAAAGGCAGAGGCCAAUAAUCCGUAUCCUACAGGCCAAUCUUCAAAGAUCCUGGGGGGCUGAUAAUCUUCUAAAUCAGCUCGCCCGAGAACUCGGUGUCGACGCGCUCCUAGUCAGCGAGCAGUAUCGGGACAGGGACCCAGGCAUUUGGAUCCCAGACAGUCUAGGUACUGCAGCUUUCUGGGCCCGGAACUCACAAGAAGUUAUGGUGCGGAGUCACGGACGUGGCCGAGGAUUCGUCUGGAUAAGGUGUAGGGAUGUAACUUUCUUCAGUUGCUACCUCACCCCAAACGAGGCCAUCCAAGACUUCCGCGACAAGAUUGAUCGUUUGGAGGAGAGCGUGCUCGGCACCACUGGGCACGUUGUCGUUGGCGGUGAUUUCAACGCGAGGGCCGUCGAGUGGGGUAUGCCCUCUACCAACUCCCGGGGGAAAUACAUCUUGGACUUCAUCGCCAGGGCCGGGCUCGUCGUCCUCAACCAGGGCGACACGCCUACUUUCAGGCGCCCCGGGCAGAGAGGCACGAUUCCUGACGUAACCUUCGCGUCUGAGUCUCUUCUUUCGAGGAUCUCUGGCUGGAGGGUGGUAGAGGAUUACACGGGUAGUGACCACCAGUACAUUGUUUUUGAUCUGCAUGAUUUAAACCGUAGAGUUUCCGCAUCCCGGGAUGGGCCACGCCGAUGGAACACCAAUAAACUGGACGUGGUCAAGUUCACCGAGGUUAUAUCUCGGGGAGCGCAGGCGAAUCCUGGUGAGGCUGGCGCCGAGGCUUUAGUAACAUCCACGAUGGAACUUUUUGUCUCGGCCUGUGACCGGUCUAUGCCGCGAAAGAAACUCCGCCGUGGCAAGCAACCCGUCUACUGGUGGACUGAAGAGAUUGCGGAGCUCAGAAGAACAUGCCUUAGAGCAAAACGUGCCGCCACUAGACUUCGACUUGACUUAAGGAAGCAAGUUGUGCCACCAUCUCUCAGUUACAACACUUCAGAGCUAAUGGCCCUUGGAUUAUUCUCCAUCAUUACUGGCACUAUUCAACAGAUGUCAACAUGCUGA